Molecule: messenger RNA, 3457 nt
Organism: Pseudopipra pipra
Lineage: Eukaryota; Metazoa; Chordata; Aves; Passeriformes; Pipridae
Product: CCN family member 2-like
Exons: 5
Coding region: 805-1851 (348 amino acids)
Biological process (GO): cell adhesion; signal transduction
Cellular component (GO): extracellular matrix; extracellular region
Molecular function (GO): integrin binding; heparin binding
Source: RefSeq, a predicted model, not a curated record
CUUUAAUACACAAAACAACUCUCUCCUAUUCCAAAGGUCUGUUGUGCUGGCUGUACAGAAGCCUGGUGCUGGAUUUCAGCAGCAAAUAGAAAGGAUACUGCCCCAAAGUAAAGAUGUGUGAGAUCCUGCAUCAAUCCCCAGGCACAAACAAAGCACUUUAGGGAAGUGCCGUCCUUAAUCAAAAUUCUUCAUCCUGGAGCUAUUCGUUGCCUUGUAAAACACGCGGGAGUUUUACGAGCACUCCUCGAGCAUGAGGUCCAGUGAUGAAACUUUAAUUUCUGGGAGCUGGAAGCACAAGCGAUGCAGGGACAGAGGUGACACCUGACAGCUCCAAACUUCCCAUCCCUCCCUCCUGCUCCAACGCCGAGCACCGCAAAGCUCUGCUUAUUCACCCCUCAGCUCCUGCAGCCAAACAGGAGCGGCUGCAGGCAGGGAAAGGGGGGCUCUGGCAGCAAAGCUGUGCCAGGAUUCCUACUCCGGGAGCUGGAAAGAGGUAAAAAUUAAACCCUAGCAAUCCUGCUUUUACUGGGGUUUGAUUCACCCGCCUGGAAGGUAACCAGGCUGCGGGCAGCAGUGGCAGCCCCAUAACCGCGGGGCCCGCAGGAAUCCGCUCGUGUUCCCUGGAAUUCGGGCAGUUUUUGUUGCACCCCUUUGGGCUCGGUCCCAGCCCGUCGCUCAGCGCGGGGCCCGCCCCCUCCAGAGGAUAUUUAAGGAGAAGCUGAUGUGCGACUUGCUCCAAAGAGACGAGAAACUCCGAACGAGCGGGAGUCAGCCGGCAGCCUGGAUCCCUUCCCAGUGCUCGGGAUGUCUGGAGACUUGGGGACAGUGACCCGGACCCUGUUCCUGCUGCUCCUCGCCCCUGGCUGGGGAGAAGCACAGGCCUGCACCUUCCCGUGCCAGUGUCCCUCCCAGCCUCUGCAGUGCCCUGCUGGCACCAGCCACGUGUUGGAUGCCUGUGGCUGCUGCAAGGUGUGUGCCAGGCAGCUGGGAGAGCUCUGCUCCCUGCACAGGCCCUGUGACCACCACAAGGGACUCUACUGCGACUUCUCCAAAAUCCACAGAGGCAGCGGGAUCUGCUUAGCUCAUGAGGGUGCGACAUGUGACCUGCUGGGCAAGAUCUACCUGAACGGGGAGAGCUUCCAGCCCACGUGCAAACUGCAGUGCAUCUGCCUGGACGGCGCCGUCGGCUGCAUCCCGCUCUGCUCCGACGACCUGCGCCUGCCGUCCCCCGACUGCCCCCACCCCCGCAGGGUCAGGGUCCACAACAAGUGCUGUGAGGAGUGGGUGUGCGAGGAGGGCAGCGACAACGACCUGGGCACGGCCAUGGCGGUGUUCAGGGAGGACCCAGCCCAGAAGCCUGAGCUGAACAACCUGCAGGAGAACUGCCUGGUGCAGACCACGGCGUGGAGUGCGUGCUCCCGGAGCUGCGGGAUGGGCAUCUCCGCCCGCGUCACCAACGACAACCCCCAGUGCCGCCUGGAGAAGGAGACCCGGCUCUGCAUGGUCCGGCCCUGCGACUUCCCCAUGGAGAAAACCAAGAAAGGGAAGAAGUGCGUGAGGACCCCAAGGCCACGCCAGAGCCUCCACUUUGAGUUCUCGGGGUGCACCAGCACCCGCUCGUACCGGCCGCGGUUCUGCGGGAGCUGCUCGGACGGGCGGUGCUGCACCCCCGACCUGACCAGCACCGCCGACGUGGAGUUCCGCUGCCCCGAGGGGGACUCCUUCCACAGGAAGAUGAUGUUCAUCAAGGUGUGCUCCUGCCACUACGACUGCCCCCGGGACAACGACAUCUUCCUGGCCACCUACCACAGGCGGAUGAUCGGGGACCACGUCAGGAGCGAGCGGCAAUAGCCCUGCCCGGGCCGGAUCCGAGGCGUCGGGAGGGAUCCGAGGGGCUUUGGUGACUGUGUCGCAGGACAAUGCAGCCUCUGCCCCUCUGUGAGGGGCUGUGCUCUCCAGAGCAGCAGUGUUCACACCAGUGGUCCCAGUGAGCUGAGGUCUGGGGGGGAACAGCCCCAGCUGCUCCAGCCCUCUGACCCCCACCCGCGGUGCCGCAGAGGUCAGUGAAGGAACCAGACACAGGCUCGAGCUGCAAACUUGAUCCCUGUUCCCGCUGGCCAGAGGGGAGAGUGGAUCAAAGCCACGUGGCUCCAGCCUGUCUCCAGCCCAGAGCACAGCGGGCACAGUUCCUGAUUCAGACCCCAGGAGCUCCUCCAGCAUGAACUGGGGGUGGGCCAGGCUGCCAGACCAAAACCUGUCCCCUGUGGGUGCUGCUCUGGGCAGCUUUCAGUGCCUUGAUGAGCAUUUCACAGAACCAUAGAAUGGUUUGGGUUGGGAGGGACCUUAAUGCUCAUCUUGUUCUAACCCCCUGCCAUGGGCAGGGACACCUUCCACUAGCCCAGGUUGCUCCAAGCCCCGUCCAACCUGGCCUUGGACACUUCCAGGGAUGGGGCAGCCACAGCUUCUCUGGGCAACCUGUGCCAGGGCCUCCCCACCCUCACAGGGAGGAAUUUCUUCCUAAUCUCUUCAGAAAUGGCUCUGGGGUGGGAGAGAGGCAGGACCCCAUCAGCUCACACAUCUACAGAGGGGCUGAAGCUGUGUUUUGGCUCCAGAGUCUUAGCUCUGGAUGUUUGUGAGUAGGAGGAGCACUGUUCAGCUCAGGCCUCCCUGGGGAGUUUAAGGCACUGGCAAGAAAAAUUCUUGUAUUUGUAAAUGGAGCAGAUCCCCUCUGGAGUUACUUAGACAGUGACACAGAGAGCUAUUGGCACUGAGGUCUCCAGUAGGAUUCCCACCUCGUCACAGCCCUGACAGAGUCUCUGCCAUUAAAGACAUCCCGCUGCCAGCCCGUAGCUCCAGGAGAGGACACCAGCCCAGGAAGGUGCUGGUGGUGUGUCCAGCAGCAGUGCAGCCCCUGCAGCUCCACAGCUCCACGGAACUGCUGAGCUCUUGUGUGAAAACCUCUGCUGAUCUUUAGCAGAGACAUCCAGGCACAGGGCCUGAUUCUGUUCAUCACAGCCCAUGUGCAAAUCCCAGUGAACUCCUGUUCCAGCAGGAGCAGCAGGCCCAAGGCUUCACCCCACUACAUCUCCCCCCAGAGCAGAGCCUGAUGCCAGGGGACAGUCCCAGCUGCCCCCAAGUGCUGCCCCGAACCCCCAAACUCCCCUGACAUACCAGCUCAGGGCCUAUGUCCCAUCCCACUCCCUCUUCUUGCUCUCCCAGUCUGCAGCAGGUCCUGAGCCUUCAGCCUCCUGAAUCGAUUUGAACUGUAAAUAAUUUAUCUGGUGUUGUUUAUCUGUUUUUAAGGCCCUUGUACAGUUCCUGUAUCCCAUUGGCACAGCCCUGCUCAUGCCAUUCCCUCUCUCUGAGCUUUUCUCCUGCUGUUCCCUCGGCUGCUGAGCCUCCAACCACGCUGAGGUUGCACUUUACUCAACGCUAAUAAAUAUCUCUUUAUUUUUUA